AUGCAAGGGGAAAGCUCCGUCUCGCUCCGCAGCGACAAGGGCCACAGUCGCAAAAGGGGAGACGACGCGACGUUGAUAUGGACUGCAAGUGAUUGGGACGGAUAUCGAGAGUCGAUAGAGGCAAACAAUCUGGUCGGGUCCGGUAUCAAGGUAAGACCAUCCCAUAUCUCCAUCGUCUCGCCUCUUGCUGCUUUCCGUACGCCCAUUCUGGUAUCUCAUACGGACGUGAAUGAGAUAUCUUACCCAUCGUCAAUUCUCCCCAUCCUCCUCCUCCUCCCGCGCCCUCACAGUCCGAACGACCUCGCCAUGUUGACCUCGUCCCCAGCCAGUAGCUCGGGGAAGUCAACUGACUUGACUGAUCCCUCCUCUUCCCCAGUUCCCGGCGAGCAACAAAUUCCAUAUGAGGACGUAGCCAUCAUCGGCAUGUCCUGCCGCGCCGCAGGCGACAACACAGACCCAGAGAAGCUAUGGCAAUUCCUUCUUGCCCAGAAAGACGCUUCGGGAGAAGUUCCCGCCUGGCGCUGGGAGCCUUGGCUCCGCCGCGACGCCCGUAACAAGGCCGAGGUGGAGCAGACGCUUACCAAGGGCUACUUCAUCGAGGACCUUGAGAACUUCGAUGCAGCCUUCUUUGGGGUCUCGCCUAAGGAGGCUGAGCAGAUGGACCCGCAUCAGCGGCUCGGCCUGGAGCUGAGCUGGGAGGCGCUCGAGAACGCCGGCAUAGAUCCCAAGAGCCUGGCUGGCUCAGACACAGCUGUGUUCAUGGGCAUUGACUCGGAUGAUUACUCGAGGUUGCUCAUGGAGGAUCUGCCGAAUAUUGAGGCGUGGAUGGGCAUUGGUACUGCGGCGCAUGGCGUGCCAAAUCGCAUUUCUUAUCAUUUGGAUCUGAUGGGACCAAGUGCAGCGAUUGAUGCUGCCUGUGCUUCUUCUUUAAUCACUGUACACAUGGGCCGACAGGCUAUUCUCAACCGGGAGUCCAAGGUCGCCAUCGUGGGUGGUGUCAAUGUGCUAUUGGCUCCGGCUCUUACCCGCAUGCUGGGUAAAGCAGGUGCGCUGUCCCCCGAGGGUAUCUGUCGCUCAUUCGACGACGACGCCAACGGCUACGCUCGCGGAGAGGGAGGAGCCGUCCUGGUUCUGAAGCGUCUAUCCAGCGCUAUCGCCGACGGCGACAACAUCCUCGCCACGCUCAAGGGUAGCGCGGUUGCCCAAGAUGGCAAGACUAACGGCAUCAUGGCCCCCAACGCAAAGGCACAAGAGCUGGUAGCUCGCCAAACCCUGACUCGCUCCGGCAUUGACCCUUUGACUGUGGGGUACGUCGAGGCCCACGCUACCUCGACACCACUGGGUGACCCGACCGAGAUAUCAGCCAUCGCUGCUGUCUACGGUGAAGGUGCCGGAAGAACGGCAGAUAACCCUGUCUUCAUCGGCUCCAUCAAGCCCAACGUCGGCCAUCUAGAGGCCGCAGCUGGCGCCAUCGGCUUGAUCAAGUCGGUGCUCGCCGUGAACAAGGGCCAGCUCGCACCACAAGCCAAGCUGAACAAGCUGAACUCGCGCGUCGACUGGAAGAAGUCGGGCCUGCAUGUGGUGCGGGAGACAGCGGAGUGGACCAACCCAGACGGCCCCAGGCGGGCGGCGGUUUGCUCGUAUGGAUACGGAGGAACCGUAUCACAUGCUGUGGUGGAGGAGUUCACUGGCAAUAACCUCUACGGCGAUAGUAUGCCGGCGCGAUUGGAGACGGAUCCUGUCCUUCUUACCAUCUCGGCGGCGCAAGAGAAGAGACUUGUGAAGCAGGCCACGUCACUGGCAGAGUGGCUGUCCUCUCCUGCUGGAAAGGGAGAGAGCUUGGGUGCUAUUGCCAACACCCUGGCACAACGCCGGGCUCAUUAUGAUUACAGAGCUGCAUUCGUAGUGACCAGUCACGAAGAGGCGAUUGCAGCACUGACCAAGUUCGCCAAGGGUGACCAAGACGAAACGAUUGCUCAAGGACGAGUCCUGGGCAGUGCCGACGGACUAUCGCGGAACGCCGUAUGGGUCUUCUCGGGUCAUGGUGCUCAGUGGAAUGACAUGGGCAAGGAGCUGCUCCACGACCCCGUCUUCCGCCAAGCUCUUGCUACGUUGGAGCCAAUCUACGAGAAAGAGGCUGGCUUUUCUGUCGUUCAGGCGCUCGAGACGGGCGACUUUGAGGCUUCAGAACGGGUGCAGAUCAUGACGUACGCCAUCCAAAUUGGUCUGAGCCAAGUGCUCCAGUCUAAGGGCGUGGGGCCUCGGGCUGUCAUCGGUCACUCGGUUGGCGAGAUUGCUGCUUCUGUUGUGGCAGGUUGCCUUACCCCGGAAGAGGGAGCUCUGGUCGUAAUUAGAAGAGCUAAGCUGUAUGCCCGAGUCCGUGAGCAAGGCCUCGGUGGUAUGGCACUUGUCAACCGUCCAUUCGCUGAGGUCGCGACUGAGCUUGGUGCCAGGAAAGACCUAGUCGCUGCGAUUGACUCAUCUCCUUCGACUUGCGUCGUGAGUGGCGACGCCGCGGCUGUGGAUAAGUACGUCGAAACCCUCAAGUCGCGCAGCAUCAAGACAUUCCGCGUCAAGACCGACGUCGCCUUCCACAGCCCCGUGCUGGACCAACUUGCCGGACCCCUGGAGGAAGCGUUGGCUGGCGCACUCCACCCCCGCCCCGGCAAUAUCCCCGUGUACUCGACAUCCCACAGUGAUCAGCGCACCGACGCACCCCGGGAUGUGGCCUACUGGGUCCACAAUAUGAUCAGCCCCGUUCAGCUCAACGCAGCCGUCAACACUGCUGUUGAUGAUGGCUACCGCGUUUUUGUUGAAGUAUCCUCCCACCCUAUCGUCCUGCACUCCGUCAACGAGAUCCUGGUGACGCGGAACCUGGACGAGAGCGAGUUCGCCACUAUCUCAACCAUGAAGCGCGACGCCUCGGCGACCAAGACCAUCCACAGUGCCAUCGCGCAGCUGUACAUUCGCGGCGCGAAUGUCGACUUUGCAACCCAGCUAGGCCACAAGCGCUGGUGGAGCAAGACGGUUCCCGGUACGCCCUGGGCGCACAAGCCCUACUGGAAGCAAGUCGAGACUGGCCCGCUGGGCGAGGGACAGAUGCACGAUGUCAAGAAACACACGCUGCUAGGUCAGCGGAUUGCCGUCGCUGGCACUGACACGGUUUUGUACACGACCAAGCUUGAUGAGAAGACGAAGCCCUUCCCCGGUACGCAUCCAUUGGAUGGCACUGAGAUUAUCCCGGCUGCCGUGUAUAUCAACACAUUCCACUACGCAUCGGGCGGCUCAGUGAUAUCUGAUAUCCAGCUGCGCGUCCCGGUGUCCAUGGGUCCCGAGACUCGCAACGUGCAAAUCAUCGUCCAAGGUGAGGAGAUCAAGGUCGCCUCCAGCUCGACUUCAGCCCUCGACGACAAGGACCAAACCUGGGUUUCCCACAGCUCCGCCCGAUGGAGCCCACUAGACAAAACCGUCGACAAGGCACAGACCUUCGACGUAGAAGCCAUCAAAGCCCGCAUCGGCACCAAACUGCCCAACAGCUUCUCCGUCGACUACUUGACCAAAAUCGGCGUCGCCGGCAUCGCCUUCCCUUGGCAAGUCGUCGAGCACUACGGCAACACGAAAGAGAUGAUCGCCAAGGUCGACAUGGACCCCAGCGUCGAGAAGUACGACUGGGACGCCCGCUCGUGGGGUCCCUUGCUCGACGCCGCUACUUCCGUCGGCUCGACCAUCUUCUUUAAUGACCCAAAGCUGCGCAUUGUCUCGCAGAUCGACCGUGUCAGUCUCCUUUCAACCGACGCGCUGCCCAAGAUUGGAUACUUGUACGUCGAGGAGGCGGCAGACGCUAAGAGCCCUGGUGCGCACGUCAGUGUGUUGAACGAGAAGGGGGAGAUGCUUGCCAAGUUCACAUCGAUGCGCUUUGCCGAGGUGGAGGGCGCGAGUGGUGUAAGUGGAAGUGUGGAUAGCCUGGUGCACCAGCUAUCCUGGAUUCCGCCCAGGUUCGCGGAGAAGCCGCGGCAGUUGAACCAGGUUGUGCUGGUGUCGACUGAUGCAGCGAUUCUUGAGUCGUACGGCAAUCAGCUGCAGUCGCAGACACAGAAGCUGUUCAAAGUGAGCAGUGUAAAGGAGCUCGAGGAGCAGACUGAGAUCCUGUCUGUUCUGGGUCAGAAGGGUAGUGCUAUUAUAUACGCGCCCGGCAGUGUCGAGUCGCUACAAGAAGUCUCCGCCGCCGCCAAGGACUAUAUCUGGGAGGCGACCAGUAUCGUCAAGCUGAUUGCAACCAAAUCCCUGACAGCGACAUGCAAGCUUUUUAUCAUCACCAACCGCGUUUACACGGGCGAGUCUACCACUGGACUCGCACAUGGUCCGCUGUACGGCUUAGCCCGCAUCAUCGCGUCCGAACACCCUGAUCUUUGGGGUGCCCUCAUCGACAACGAGACAACGUCUAUAUUCCCAGUGAUUGCAGCCAAAUAUGUGCACGAACAGGAUAUUGUGCGAGUGGUCGACGGCCUCCCCCGUUGCGCAAUCAUGCGGCCCCUGUCCAGGGAACAGCGUUACAAGCCCGAUUCACUGCGCACACUGAUGCCCAAGCCUGAGGGUACGUACAUCAUCACUGGUGGACUCGGACCCCUUGGUCUCGAAACCUGCAGUUUCUUGAUCGAGAAGGGAGCCCGUCGCAUCGUAGUGGUAUCCCGCCGCAGCCUUCCCCCGCGAAACAAAUGGUCCUCCCUAGCUACCACCGAUCCCGCCCUCGCCGCAGUCGUUGAGCGCAUCCAAAGUUUCGAAAAGCUAGGCGCCACGAUCCACAGCCUCGCCCUCGACAUCUCCGCCCCCAACGCCUCCGAGACCUUGCUCUCGGCUUUGGACAACCUCUCCCUGCCGCCCGUGCUCGGCGUAGUGCACGCUGCCGGCGUCCUCGAAGACGACCUUAUCCUCAACACCACGAAAUCAUCCUUCUCCAACGUCCUGGCCCCUAAAGUGGACGGUGCUUUGGCACUGCACACCGCUUUCCCGCCUAGCUCCGGACUAGAUUUCUUCGUCCUCUACUCCAGUAUUGGCCAGCUUGUCGGCACCGCGGGGCAGGCCUCUUACGGCUCUGGCAACGCCUUUUUGGAUGCGCUUGCGCUGCACCGCCGCGCGAGGGGAGAUAACACAGUCGCUUUCCAGUUUACCGCCUGGAGGGGCCUGGGAAUGGCUACUUCGACGGACUUUUUGACGUUGGAGCUCAGAAGUAAGGGUAUCACGGACAUCUCGGCCGAGGAGGCCUUCCGCGCAUGGGAGCACCUGGGCAAAUUCGACAUCGAGGGCGCGGUAGUAACGAGAUGCUUGCCCAUUGACGAAGGUGAAGCGGUCGCCUGCCCCUUAUUAGAAGACGUGGUUGUACGCCGCGCAAGAGCCGGGAACGCGUCUGCGCCCGACAGCAGCUCAGCUGCCGAGAGUGGAGCAGACGCCCGACCCACAGCACCGGAUGAGUUGGCCAAGUGGCUCAAUAUCAAGAUUAGGGAGUGCAUCGCCGCCGUGCUGAUGAUGACGGAUAUCGACGACAUUGAUGCGCGCGCGCCCGUCGCAGAUUUGGGCGUCGAUAGUGUUAUGACGGUUGCGCUCAGGCAGAAGUUGCAGAGCGCGUUGAAGGUCAAGGUCCCACCUACGUUGACGUGGAACCAUCCAACUGUUAAUCAUCUGGUUGCUUGGUUUGUGGCAAAGUUUGCGGAGGAGUCGAGUUAA
Molecule: messenger RNA, 5721 nt
Organism: Pseudomassariella vexata
Lineage: Eukaryota; Fungi; Ascomycota; Sordariomycetes; Amphisphaeriales; Pseudomassariaceae
Product: 6-methylsalicylic acid synthase
Exons: 5
Coding region: 1-5721 (1906 amino acids)
Biological process (GO): secondary metabolite biosynthetic process; fatty acid biosynthetic process
Molecular function (GO): phosphopantetheine binding; 3-oxoacyl-[acyl-carrier-protein] synthase activity; fatty acid synthase activity
Source: RefSeq, a predicted model, not a curated record